AAAAGGUAUUCAGAUCAUCCUCCUCAGACACCAGUGGGGAAGACAGCUACAAAGCUGCGACGACAACUUCGCCGCAACAAACCCAGAUAUUAGACAAAUAUUUGGAUCAGAUAAAAUACCUUGACAAGGAUUCUUGUCAGCUUUCAAGAAAAAAGAAACGACAAAAGACAGCAAAGAAGACAAAGACUGCGGAGAAGGACAGAUCGCACAGUCGAAAAAAGAACUAUUCAUUCCAAAACAAAUCAGCGAGCCCCAUCGGGCCAGAGGCGCCCUUGUGCUCUCUUUAUUCAAAGCCUAAUGUGAUGAAUCUCCACAUGGACAAGAUGGCCGUAGCAGAUAGGUCACCACCAAAGGUCGCAAAGUCAAAGCGGUAUCACCACAAGGAAAUUCAGCAGGGUUUUUCACACGCUCUCCACAUACCCCUCAAACCCACGGCCUGCACCGCCACUCAGACAGAAAACUUCUUCACUGCCGAACUCUCUUCCUAUUUCGCUUUCUCCACAAAGAGAAGACUGGCGGGUGGCUCUGAUGUCGAGAAUCCUUUGGAUCUGAGCUUGCCUCAAAGAGCUAGGAAAGACCUCUGGAGGUGGGCCUCAAGUGAAGUCAAAGAGAAUGAGAAAUGGGGUGAGAAUAAACUGUCCGCCAGAGGGCUCAACGUGCCUUCAUCCUGUUGUUCGGCCAUGAAAGACCUGGAGGUGAAGGAAGGGGUUGUUGUUAAUGAGAAGAGGGAAGGAAAGACCACACAGAGUCCCCUGACGGAGUCGGAGCCCAAGUCCGGCGACACGACAACAUCCAGCGAUUGCAAUGAGCUGCCAGGCCAAAGCAAAAAGGUUGACCUGAACCAGGUGAAGCCAAUACAGAUGAGGCUGAAUGAGUCUUUCUUCUUCAAGACCAAAGGAGACGGACAUUCACCCAGACCCGAGUCACCUCUGAUGAAACUUUCUCAGAGCAGAGCAAGUGAGAAAGACAUGAAAGGCAAGAAGACACGUUGAGGUUGAUCAGAAAUUCACAUAAAAUCAACUGCCAUAAUGUGUCUACUACACUUGACCUUUCAGAAAACAGAAUUUAUUGUUUGGGUUGAACGGAAAUUGUUUUUUCUACUUCUGGAAUAAUUGAAUAACAAGCAAGAGUAUCGGCUCAAGUUUGCAGGUCAUCUUAAAGGAAAGUUUAGUCAUUGAUUGUUGAAAGUUAAAAUGUGAUGUUAUUGGUACAGUUUAUUGCAUUAAGAGAAUAUGUCAUCUUUACUGUAAGUAACAUUCUGGCCUGAAUUUUUGCAUUUCGAAAAUACAAAUAAAAGCAAGGGCAAACAA
Messenger RNA from Syngnathus acus (greater pipefish), 1310 nucleotides. RefSeq lists its product as uncharacterized. Bases 303 to 992 code for a protein of 229 amino acids. The record is from RefSeq and is a predicted model, not a curated record. NCBI's taxonomy places the organism in Eukaryota, Metazoa, Chordata, Actinopteri, Syngnathiformes, Syngnathidae. The transcript is spliced from 2 exons.